UGAAAGAAAACAGAUGCUCCCAUCUUCUAUGAUACUUUGUCUUAAAUCAUUUGGAUCCAAUAGAUAUCUCUUGCCAUAUCAGAAUGGAAGCACUUACAGAGGUCACCAGAAUAUCAUCCCAGUUCUGCAAAACUUAUCUUCCCUUGGAACUGACCCAAAUGAGAACUCCUGAGCCUGUGAGCAAAGGAACAUUGCAUUUCUAGAUCUCCCACCUGCCCAGUCUCUUUGCAGGAGGACAAAUGGCAGAUACUGGGCCAGAUGGAAGACAGCCAACAUUCUUCCCAGGGAAAGCCUCCACCUCCAUUUCCCCACAGCACCAGACCUCCUUGGGAUUUCUCUGGACCAAGCUGGCCACCAGCCAGCGCAUGGAUCCCUGAGGAGCUGUGGGUCUGAGUAGCUUUUUAGGAAAGUCAGGAAGAGGAGGAGCUGGGGAGUGGUGAACUGUGGGCUUCACAACACAGGCUGCUGUCCAGAUAGCAAUCUUUCUGGGACCUGUGGUCUAGAAGACAGCGGGGAGGAUGAGUGUGCCGGGAGACGCAGGCCUGCCACCUGAAGGCUGCAGAGGCAUCAUGAGUGCAGAGGAGGACGCCAAGUGGCUUCAGUGGGUGACACACCAGUUUGAGACCAUUGCAGGAGAAGAUGGGGAGAUCAACCUGCAAGAGUUCAAAAGAGCCCUGAAUGUGAAAGAGUCCUUCUUUGCUGAGAGAUUCUUCGCCCUCUUUGACUUGGAUGGAAGUGGCACCAUCACGCUUCAAGAGCUGCAGGAGGCGCUGACCCUGCUCAUCCACGGCAGUCCCACGGACAAACUCAAGUUCCUCUUCCAGGUGUAUGACAUUGAUGGCAAUGGCUGCAUCGAUGUGGACGAGCUGCGCACAGUACUGCAGUCGUGCUUGCAUGAGAGCGCUAUCUCACUGCCCCAGGAGAAGCUGGACCAGCUGACACUGGUGCUCUUCGAGGCUGCGGACAAGGACUGCAGCGGCACAAUCACCUUCGACGAGCUCCGAGAUGAGCUGCAGUGCUUUCCCGGGGUCAUGGAGAACCUGACCAUCAGUGCUGUUCACUGGCUGAUGCCUCCUGCUGCCCAGCCGGGCCGGCACCGUCCUCGCCUGCUGACCUCUGCCUACUGGCACAACCACCGCAGCCACCUGCUCUGCCUGGCCACCUACGUGGGCCUCCAUGUGCUACUCUUUGCGCUGGCAGCAAGUGCGCACCGGGCCUUCGGCACCAGCAUCAUGGUGGCCAAGGGCUGUGGCCAGUGCCUCAACUUUGACUGCAGCUUCAUUGUGGUACUGAUGCUCAGACGCUGCCUCACAUGGCUACGGGCUACAUGGCUGGCUCAGGUCCUGCCGCUGGACCAGAACAUCCAGUUCCACCAGCUUAUGGGCUACGUGGCGGUCGGGCUCUCCCUUGUGCACACCGUGGCCCAUGUAGUAAACUUUGCGCUCCAGGCUCAGUCUGAGGCCAGCCCCUUCCAGUUUUGGGAACUGCUGCUCACCACGAGGCCUGGCAUUGGCUGGGUCCAUGGCUCGGCCUCCCCAACCGGUGUGGCUCUGCUGUUGUUGCUGCUCGUCCAGUUUGCUUGCUCCAGCUCCUGUGUCCGCAGGAGCGGCCACUUUGAGGUGUUCUAUUGGACCCACCUGUCCUACCUCCCCAUGUGGCUCCUGCUCAUCCUGCAUGGGCCCAACUUCUGGAAGUGGCUGCUCAUCCCUGGCACUUUGUUCUUCAUAGAGAAGACUAUUGGCCUGGCAGUGUCCCGCAUGGAGGCUCAGUGCAUUGUGGAAGUCAAUCUCCUCCCUUCCAAGGUUACUCAUCUCCUCAUCAAGAGGCCCCCGCUUUUCCACUACAGGCCUGGCGACUACUUGUAUCUGAACAUCCCCUCCAUUGCGCACUACGAGUGGCACCCCUUCACCAUCAGCAGUGCUCCUGAGCAGAAAGACACCAUCUGGCUGCACAUCCGGUCCCAGGGCCAGUGGACAAACAGGCUGUAUGAGUCCUUCAAGAAAUCAGACCCCAUGGGCGAUGGUUGCAAGAGUCUCUCGAGGAGUUUGAAAAUGAGAAGGAGUCAGAGGAAGGCUCAGCCCCAGCCCAUCUGCUUUGGAGUCUCAGCACAGGGAGCAGUGGCCUCCAACAAGGACAUCGCCGUGGAGCUGACAUCGUACAGGCCUGAGGAAGCUCCGUGGCAGGGAGAUGAAGGCCCGGUGUCUACUGGGACAAAGGAUGAGACUCAGGCACAGUGGGAAGCUGCAACUGGAGAUGGGGGCCUGGUCUCCGAGGUGUCCUCUGAGAACCACCAAUUCUGUAACAUCAAGUGCUACAUUGAUGGCCCUUACGGGACUCCCACCCGCAGGAUCUUUGCCUCUGAGCAUGCCGUGCUCAUCGGGGCAGGCAUUGGCAUCACCCCCUUUGCCUCCAUCCUGCAGAGCAUCUUGUACAGGCACCAGAAGAGAAAGCACGUCUGCCCCAGCUGUCAGCACUCCUGGUUAGAGAGCAUCCAGGUUGAUGACAUGAAACUCCAUAAGGUGGACUUCAUCUGGAUCAACAGAGACCAGCGGUCUUUCGAGUGGUUUGUGAGCCUGCUGACCAAACUGGAGAUGGACCAGGCCAAGGAGCCUCAAGAGGGCCGCUUCCUGGAGCUGCACAUGUACAUGACCUCUGCGCUGGGCAAGAAUGACAUGAAGGCCAUUGGCCUGCAGAUGGCCCUUGACCUCCUGGCCAAGAAGGAGAAGAAAGAUUCCAUCACGGGCCUCCAGACACGCACCCAGCCUGGGCGGCCUGAUUGGAACAAGGUGUUCCAGAAGGUGGCCGCGGAGAAGAAGGGCAAGGUGCAGGUCUUCUUCUGUGGCUCUCCAGCUCUGGCCAAGGUGCUCAAGGGCCACUGUGAGCAGUUCAGCUUCAAAUUUUUCCAAGAGAACUUCUAGUCCCACCUCUCCAAGCUCUGCCCACACCUGCCAACCUGAGCGCUACCACUGUCCUGCAAGGACUGGCCUCAGAAGACCCCCAAAUCCUCUUCCACGCACAUGACAGGAUGCCCUAGGGGACAGAUGAACUUCCUUCAGAGCCCAGGGAGAAGGGCAGGGCUUCGUGUGGCACUGCUGUGAGUUCUGGGGUUGCUAUGGGCCUGAUCAGCCCUGGGGGGCAGGGGAGGUGCUGGGGGCGGGGGGGCUUCCCAGGACAACUGCUCCUCCAGCAUCUUCUGAGGGUGCCUCCCCUCCAACUACAGCAGUCCAGACCUGCCUCAUCAUCACAAGCAUCUAGGAACUUACACACACACACACACAGCAUUUUACUAUGACAAUUUUUAAACAUACAGAAAGUUAAAAGAAUUGUGCGUGAACAGUGUUACCCACUUUCCAGAUUCCUCAGUUAACAUUUUGCUGUAUUUACUUUAUUGCAUAUUAUCCAUCUAUCCCUCCCUCUAUCUAUCCAUCAAUUUACCCAAUUUUUCUGAUGCAUUUCAGAGGAGCUUUCUUUAAAUGCAGAUUCCUGGGUCCUACUCCAAGAAGUUCUGGUUCUGAGGAAUGGGGCAUGAGACCUGGAAUGUAUAUUUUAUCCAAAAGCCACUCCCAUAGGAAGCGGGAAGAAGCAUAUUUUCCCACUUCUUUCUAUGCCAUUGUCCUCCUGUCUUUCUGUUUCUCUCCAUCCCUUUCCUUUCUUUCUGCCCCCAUUUCUCUUCCCUGUGCCUGUCCCUCCCUGUUCCCCCCUUGCUCUGCAUGAGAGUUUUCCCUUCUCUCCACUCACUGAGUCAUUGGAGAAGUAGGAUGGAGACAACAUCUGUGUGUGUUUCUCUGUGUGGUCACAGCCUUGUGCCCAGGAAUCAAGCAGGUUGUGACUUGAAGCUCAGUUCAUCCAUGCCCCAGUGGGGUGGCGCUGGCAACCUCUGUAGGUCCUUUGCUUCAUCUGGUAAAUGGGCUUAUUGACACCCCCCACCCCAGUCACAGUUGCUGUGGCGUCCCCGGCGGUGUUCAGAAUAUUCGUCCUUCUCCCUGGCCAUUCUUUAUUGCUCCAGACACCUGGGUUUCUGCAGCUCCUCUCUGUGCUGUAGCUUUCUCUAUGUCUGUGUUCCAGAUUCUGUUUGCAUCUGUCACUGUCCAGGCAGGGGUGGAUGGCAGGGACAGUAAAUACAAAAGCUCCCUGAGGAGAUCUCUGGGGAGGAGAGGUCCUGGGUUGUGGGCAAGGGCAGGAGAGCUGGCCUCGCUCCUCAGAUCCGUGCUGGCAUUUUCUCUCUGCCCCACACUGCAAGCUUAUGGGGACCCCACUGUUCCAGGACAUCCUCCGCCUUGAGCGGGUCUUGCUGGGUUCCAUCUCUUCUUUGACAGUCUAAAUUCUCCCUAAAGCUGCCUUCCUGGGAUUGGAUUUAGGCCCUUUCCAAUGGGAUUGUAGAUUGUAUUUUCUUUUCUGUGGGUGGAAAGUCCUUGGAGCAUAACAGGUAAAGAAGCUGGUGACAACCAUGAUGGUGACACCCCUUAUAAAGGGCUGGGCAUCAGAGCAGGGGCUGGGACACAGCAGGUCAGGGGGUGGCAUGCAGAGGGUGCAUGGAGAGGACCAAUGGAGGGAUCUUGGGGAUGACAAUGAAACAAAGUUUGUGGGAAUUCUUUUCAAAAAGAAGCAGCAAGAGGAGAGGAUAGCAGAUGAGGAAGUUAAAGCUCACCUUCAGCCAAGGGUUGGAGUACCACCUGGGACAGACAAAAGACACAGGGUGUAGUAUUUGAGAUUUGGGAGGAGCAGGAGGAAGAAUUCAAGAGUAAUAGGGGACUGAGCUGUCAUCCCUGUGGUGAAGGAGGCAGAGAGGAGGGGACCCAGGGUCCCAGAGCCUCUCCUGGGUCUGGGAGCAAGCAUAUCUAGGAGGCCCUGUGUUGGGGCCUCUGUGUGUGAUUCUGUUUGUUUUCCACAAGGCUUGGGUAGGAGCACAGCUCACAUGGAAAAACUCAGACUAAGAGAAGUUCAGUUACCAGCCCACGGUCUCAGUCUUGGAGCCCCUUUCUUCCUGUUGAGUCUGUCCUCCCUUUGUCAUCAGACUUAGGAAGCCUUGGAAAAAAACACCAACUCUUUAGAGCACAGAAGUAAGCUAAGAGGGUGUCCUAAUAGGAGUUCCCUUGUGGCACAACAGGUUAAGGAUCAGGCAUUGUCACUGCAGUGGCUCGGGUCACUGCUUUGGCCCAAGUUCAAUCCCUGGCUCGGGACCUCCCUGUGCCAUGGGCAUGGCCAAAAGAAAAAAACAGGGUGUCCUUAUGGAGGGUAAUAACAGGACAUAUCAGAGUUAUGUGGGGAUUUUGCAGAGCAGAGUCUGUUUAGCACAUGCCUUCACACACACACAGACACACACACGCACAUGCACACAACAUUUGGUCCAGUCUCUGUUCACACUACCCUGAAACAUAGGCACCCCGUCCUCAGUCCUUUGCUCUCUCAUGAGAGAUUUCCACCAGUCCCCCCUCCUCUAUACCAACAGUUCAUUUAGAGCAUUAUCUUCUGAAGGGCAUGGGAGCGUGUGGAGCAUCUCGAACCUAGAUUCUAAAAUCCCGUGAAGGAUCCACAUGUGUCAAAGGCUUUCUGUCCAGACAUAUUCCAGUUACCCACUAGAGGGCGCUAUGGAACCAUCAAUCUUGAGAGGUUUAUUUGCAAAGGAGACUGGUUCCUGAAAGGUAGUGAAUCAAGAAAAGGAGGGGGAGGUCCGCAACCCACCCCAAGGCUCCAGGCUCAGGGUAACACCUCCAGGCCCAGACUCAGUAGAACUGCCAAGUCCAAAGACUUCAUUUUCAAGGUCAGAGAUUCUCUAGGUGCAAGCCCCUCACCCCACCACACAAAAUGCCUGCACAACUCCCACCUCCCCACCCCCUGCCCCCUACACACACACACACACACACACACACACACACACACACACACUCCUCUCAUCCCUGUGCCCAUUGUCCAGGUUCUGGGCUUCUGUCUUUUCUGUCUGCAAGGUCAGAACAGGCCUGGCUCAGGAGAGUCCGUUUGUGGGUAUCGUUAGAGGAAGCAGCAUCAAAAAUGUGGGUUUACAGAUUACGCAGACUGUCUGUCUGGAUGUUUCCUAGAUGCCCAUAUGGGGGCCUUCCUGCUGUCAACCAGAUACAAAUGUACCCCCAUGGCUGACUGACUUUUCUGCUUUACCCAGAUGUUGGUAGUGCCAUAGGCACAUCUGGGCCAAGAUGGCCAAGGCUGGCACGCACAGGGAACAGAGAGGAAACACAGGCCAGCUGCAGACCAGGGGUGGUUUACCAGGGUGUGUGCUGCCCUCCUCCAUUGAGCUGUGAGCUCCUGGAGGUCAGGCCUGUGGCCCCAUAACCUUCCAUAGAGGGAGGGGCAGGAGGCCUAACCUGGAUGCCCCUCCCACCUGGGCCGAGGAAGGGGUUACUCAAAUGGAAUCAUCCUCAGGAAGGGCCCUCCGCCUAUAACUGUCAUAUGUAACCUGGGGAAGAGAAGCACAAACACAAGCCCACUGAACAAAUGGCUUUGCCUGGCUCCAUGGCGCUGCUCUGCUGUGACAACAGCUCUGAUGGAGAAAAGCAGCCUUGGUGAAACCAACGCUAGACAGGCCCCCACCCCUGGCCCAAGCCGCACAAGUGCAGCCUUUUAAUACACAGAGAGCCUGUGCUCAGCGAGCUGGGGGAGGCAGCGUGGGCAAUAUUGCGAAGUGUCACGGCCUUACAGACAAGGUGAAGGCUGGAGAGGGAUUAGUCACGGUAGUGGAGACUGGCUCUGGGCACACUCCUUAGCAAUGUGCAGUGGAAAGGCCUCUGCCCACUUGCGGGGCACCCAGCUCUGCCUUCGCUCUGUGACCUUGGGACUGUCCUAUGACUUCUCUGAACUCUCACUUCCUCAGUGAACAGAUAAAGAAUGUAUGUGUUUAAACCCUCGUAUGUGCAAUAGUCAUUUCCCAAAAGAUAUGCAGACACAUAUUUUAUCAGUUUGCUCUGGGGAGUGGGAAUGACGGUUCAGGAAGGAAAAAGUUUUGUUUUUUGGGUUUCGGGGUUUUGCUUGGUUUUGUACUUUUUAUUUUCCGCCCUUCUAUAAAGUUUAAAGUUUUUAUGAUAAACAUGUAUUCGUUUUAUAGUUUUAUUUUUAAAAGAAACUCAAAGUAGAAUGUUAAUUUUUGAAAAGUGCAAGUACCCAGUUUUUAUAGGUUUCUAUUCCAUCUAACAAAAACAAAUAAUGUAUGUAUAUCAUGCUGGGGGGUAAACAGAAAUGUGUUGGAAGAAGGUGAGGAUACACACCAAACAGCCCACAGUUUGGAGGGGAUAAAAGAGCACUUUUCUGGUUUUCUCUUUUGUAUUUCAUGUAUUUGUGUGUUACCCAUGUAAUGUUUCACAGUAUAGAAUUUUUAUACCAUAUACUUCAUAUAUUACUUAUUUUUUAUCUACUUAUGUGAUGGUCUGUAUCACUUUUUUUUUUCUUUUCAUGCUACACAUGAGGCAUAUAGAAGUUCCCGGGCUAGCAGUUGAAUUGGAGCUACAGCUGAAGCUUACACCACAGCCACAGCAACAUCAGAUCUGAGCUGCAUCUGUGACCUGUGCUGUAGCUUGUGGCAAUACUGGAUCCUUCACUGAGCAAGGCCAGGGAUUGAACCUGCAUCCUUGCAAAGACAAUAGCAGGUCCUUAACCCACUGAGCCACAAUGGGAACUGCCUGUGUCACUUUUUAAAAGAAUAAAACAAAAUAGAUUGUCUGAGGUGUCAUCUAAGAUCUCUUAUAUUGAUUAAUUCUCAAAAUGAAGUGAUUGGGACACAGCUGGGACUGAGGGAUGGGCCCUCCUCCCAGGGUGGGGUAGGGGCACGCUCCUGGCCUUUUUGCAGAGUCUGGCUGCUAGAGUGCCCUUAUUCAGUAUGCAAAGCUGCUGGCCCUAGAUGCUCCAAGUACUCAUAUAAAAGGCCCUUCCAGGCCUAGGGCUGGUCCAGAAAGGCUGCCUCGGGUGCACUGUCUCUGCUAAACAAAUACUCCUAUUAACCAUCCUUCCUGACAGAUUGAUGCAUCUUUUUAUGAUCUGUCUUUACAAUAUGAUGACUCUCUCCUUUUAAAACUAAGAUUAAUUCGGACAAGACAUUUAUUUUUAUGAGCAAACCCAUCCCAGGGGGAAAGAAGACUCCAGCUGAAAGGCAGAGAUGUUGGACAGAGAUAUGGACUCUCAAAGAAGCUUCCCGCCCCCCCCAACCUCAGUCGCAUGGCAGAGGCCCCAGAUGAGCUGCCCUGAUCCUACCCCAGGCAGAUGGGCCACCUUGAAUCAUCUCAAUUGUGUGAGUGUUGCCUCCUGGAGAAAACAAAAUAGAGAGUGAGUUUCAGUAUUGCAGGGUCUAAGUGCAUUUUUUUUUUUUGUAAAAAAAAAAAAAAGUUCUGAGAUUGCCCCAAACUUUGUUGGAUGUAUGUAUAUACAAAUUAAAUUUGUCUUUUAAAAGCACUGAAGUACCUUCAAGUGAAGUGAAUUAUUUAUCUCUGUGUCUCUGUGCCUGGAAUAGCACCACUCAUCUAGUAGGUGCUUGAUGUUGGUUCGUGAAUGUUUCUACGCCAUGAUCUCUGUUUCAGCUGGUGGCACCAGGAGGUACCCUUGACUCCUCUAUCUCCCCAUCCUGUUAACAUGCUUUUAAAGCCAUUCCCUCUCCCAUCAGCCCUGCCUUGGUCCAGUCCUUAAAGGGCCCCUUCCCUGGACUAUUUUAUCCACCUCCUGACUGGUCUCCCUUUCUCCAGCCUCUCCGGCUCCCAUCCGUCCUCUGCACUGUUGCAGAUCUGAUGACACCCCUUCCUGUUGGAUAACUGUCCUAUCACAGUCAUCAAACUCCUGAGACUGGCACACAGGCCUCUCUGCAGGAGCACUCAAUUAAAUCCACAGCCAGGGAGUUCCCAUCGUGGUGCAGUGGAAAUG
Messenger RNA from Sus scrofa (pig), 8874 nucleotides. RefSeq names its product NADPH oxidase 5 (gene NOX5). Gene Ontology annotation, molecular function: superoxide-generating NAD(P)H oxidase activity; calcium ion binding. Gene Ontology annotation, cellular component: NADPH oxidase complex; plasma membrane. The record is from RefSeq and is a predicted model, not a curated record. Gene Ontology annotation, biological process: defense response; superoxide anion generation. Lineage: Eukaryota; Metazoa; Chordata; Mammalia; Artiodactyla; Suidae.